UAAGAAUCUUCCUAGUCACCCCCUCCUCCCUUAACAUCUAUCUACAGAUUCAGAUUCAUGACACAUUACCAACUCCCCCAAACUCACAACAGGAAAAGCAAGAAUAAACAAGAGAACAGUCCAACAACACAACCAGAAACAUGACUUCGCCCCCGGCCUACGAAUACACAGUCUUCCGCCUCUGCAAAGAUGAUACUCUGGCGACAACUGCCCAGAGGUACAAGCAACUUCGCCUGCGCGCCCUGUCCGUCGCCCCGGCCUCGUUCUCCUCGACCUACGAGAUCGAAGCCGGCAUCCUGGAAGACGGGUGGGCGAGCCGCCUCGCCUCGGACGGGAAGGAGACUUUUAUCUGUGCGGCGACCCCUAUCCAUCAGACUUCGAAUGCAGCAAGUCAUGACGACAGACAAGGAAACGGAAUGGAAGAGAGUAUCUGGGUGGGUCAAUUGACCUUACGCGCACUCAGUCCGGAGGAAUUCAUCCUUCCUGAAGAGUCGGGACAGAAGAGCCCCACUUUCAUCACCACCAAUGGAGAAGAGGAAGAGAGGGGGGAAGAACUCUGGCAAAUGCUCAGCCUAUUCACCCUCCCGGAUCAUCGGGGCCGUGGACUCGGGAAGCAGCUGUGCCAGGAGGCGUUGAAGUACUUGGCUUCUUAUCGGUCGUCUCCCUCAAGGGUCUGGGUGCGGUUGAUGGUCAAACCCGAGAAUCAUGCGACGGUGGGCUUGUACCAGAGUUUGGGGUUCAGGGAGUCGGGGAAAUGUACGCUGGCGGAGGCUUUGGUGGCGAAUGGGGAUGCCGAGCUGUUGCCGGAGGAUGUGAGUGGAGAGAAGUAUAGUUCGCGGAGUGGUUUGAUUAUGAUGUUGGAGUUUAGUCGGUAAAGGUUACUUGUAGUAUAGAUAUUAUCUACGGGCAUAGAACAGAGAUGUGUA
Messenger RNA from Aspergillus uvarum CBS 121591, 926 nucleotides. Its product is annotated as GNAT family N-acetyltransferase. NCBI's taxonomy places the organism in Eukaryota, Fungi, Ascomycota, Eurotiomycetes, Eurotiales, Aspergillaceae. The record is from RefSeq and is a predicted model, not a curated record. The coding region runs from base 141 to 875 and encodes 244 amino acids. Gene Ontology annotation, molecular function: acyltransferase activity, transferring groups other than amino-acyl groups. The transcript has a single exon.